Messenger RNA from Chironomus riparius, 183 nucleotides. The record is from the annotation of a GenBank genome assembly. Lineage: Eukaryota; Metazoa; Arthropoda; Insecta; Diptera; Chironomidae.
AUGCCGAUAAAUAAUAAUUCAAGGCCCGGUCUUCGUAACUCCCACGCAAGUCGACACCAAAUGAUUACUGCAAGUCAGCCUGUUCCGAAGGCAAAUUAUGUUGUGCCAGCGACUGCAACAGUGCAAACUAAAUGUAAUAGUAAUCAUGCUACGGCACCACAACUGAAUAUUCAAGCAAACUAG